Messenger RNA from Ornithodoros turicata, 1008 nucleotides. RefSeq lists its product as uncharacterized. Gene Ontology annotation, molecular function: nucleic acid binding. Lineage: Eukaryota; Metazoa; Arthropoda; Arachnida; Ixodida; Argasidae. Bases 1 to 1008 code for a protein of 335 amino acids. The record is from RefSeq and is a predicted model, not a curated record. Gene Ontology annotation, biological process: DNA integration. The transcript is spliced from 2 exons.
AUGGCGUCUCGCCUUCUGAAGAUCCUGCCCUCGUCAGCCGCAUGUGGACGGAACUGGUCAGAGUUUGGCAACAUCCACACAGCAGUUAAGAACCGACUGAAGAAUGAGAGAUUUGAAAAGUUGGCGUUUGUUCACUCCUACCUGAACUUCAACAAGAAGAGGGAACGCGUACAUGGCCUGAAGCAACGCCCAUACCCAACAUCCGCGCUGAGACCGUGGCUGCUGCCCCUCCUGUCCACAUGGUUCUCCCGUUACGGUGUUCCAGACGACAUAGUCACUGACCGCGGGGCUCAGUUCGAGUCAUCACCUUUCCUCGAGCUCUGUCGUCUGCUCGGCGCCAAGCGCUCCAGAACCACAUCCUACCACCCCUGUGCGAAUGGGCUCGUGGAAAGGUUCCACCGCCAGCUGAAGACCUGCUUUCGCGCCCUGCCGGAUACCAAAUGGUCCCAGGCGCUCCCGCUCAUCCUCUUGCACUUGAUAGCGUCCCUCAAGCCCGAUCUUGGGUGCUCUUCGGCAGAGCUCGUUCUCGGCACCACGCUUCGUUUACCGGCAGACCUGAUCGUCCAGCAACCCCCCACCCCUGCACCUGCGCACUACGCUUCCUUGCUCAGCGACGUUUUCAGGUCCCUCGCCGCAACGCCGCCUCGUUACCCUCACUCCCGCCCCACGCACGUGCCCUCUGCCUUGGCCACGUCCACCCACGUUUUUGUCCAGCUUCCUGCUCCUCGACGCUGCCUUCAGUCUCCGUACGCGGGUCUGUAUCGUGUGGUCACCCGCUCCGCUAAGACCUUCGUUAUUGAAGUCGCGGGACAGCACCAGACCGUUUCCAUUGACCGCUUGAAGCCGGCUCUCGUGGACCCGCAGCCUGCCGCACCUCAAGCCCUCCUCGUCGACCCUGCCCUCUCUUCGGCGCCCGCGUCGGCCUUCCCGUCCCCAGCCAGGCACGUCACUUGGAGCCCUUCCGUCGCGUCUGCGCCGCUCCUGAAGAGGGGAGGGGGGCACGUGUAG